CUCAGUGUCAGUCUCAAGUCAGUCAGCUCGUUCCAUUUUGCCAGAUUUCCCGCCUUUUUUUUUUUUUGGCCCUUUGCACCAUGGCUGGUCGCUAUCGUCCUCCCGACGACCGUUAUGACGACAGUGACGAUGAUAAUAGCAACAGCAGCAGCAGUAUUGGUGGUGGUGGUGCUGAUGAUGGUCAUCGUCGGGAUGCUCGUUCCCGCGCUGGACUCGCUGCGAUCGCGCGCGCCAAUCUCGCUUCAGCCAAGUCGCAGUCAAACCCCAAGCAAGCUGCUGCAUCUGCUGCUGUUGCCGCCUCUCGAUUAACAUUGGCCAAGUCCAAGCAAUGGACCGUUCAAGACGACGACGACGACGACGACGAUGCUGCUCAAAGCCAAAGCGAGACUGCUGCUGCUGCUGCUACUGCUGCCACUGGUCGCCGCAGCACAAGCAUACCAAGUGGAGCAAGCCAAACAAGCCUCAACGAGGACCCUGGCUUGUCCUCGCCGGCGGCGUCGUCGUCGUCGCUGUCGUCGUCGUUCAGCUCGAGUCGGAGCAGCGGCGCAAGUGCAAGCAAGCGAAGCCUUCGUCUUGCGCGGGACAAUCCGCCAGCCCAAGAAGCAGACACAAGCAUCUUAAUGACGAACACCAUGACGGAAAUGCAAGGAUAUCACAGCGAAGGAGACCGAGGCACUGCCGAUGUUGCCAAUUCGCCGCGCUCGACUCCCGCCAAUUCAUUCUCCUUGCGUUUGGACGACGAUUUGCGCCAAAACGCUGCGCACUCGGGCCUCCUCACUGAAAACCCCGUGUCAGUGGAUCGAUUUGGUGCUAAUGACAAUGCCGACGAGUUGCGGGUUCCUGGGAAUCGUCCACUCCCGCGCCAGUUCAGAGUUCAACCAGACAGCGAGGAGGCCGAUGAUGAUGAGCUGCCAACGGUACUGUUUGUCAAGCAGGCUCAACAACCCGCUGCCACAAGCACACCACCACGACCAGAGUCCCUUGUAUCUCGGCGCACCGCCGUCUAUUCAGCCAACACCCAAUCUUCCGAAAGCGACAAGCCGUCUCGCGUGUCUGGUCCUCUUGACGCGUAUUUUGCCAAGUCGAGCUCUCGCCCGUCAUUCAAUCCUCCAUCCCCACCGGCAGCUGCAUCAAUGGCCGGUGGGGCUGCUCACGCUCCCGAAGACUUGGGCGUGCCCUGCGAGUUUCCUGAUCUUCCUCAGCUUCGUCGGCCAAUUCCGCCUUCAAUCCCCGUGUGGAGGGUCCCUUCCCAGUCUCAGUUGAUUUCAAGUCUGUGGUCUGCACUGUGGCACCAUAUUCGAGUCUCGGCGCUGAACGAACAGCUGGGUGCAUCGAGUGUGGUGGACUUUACUGCAGCCUUGUCGCCACUCCGAAGCUCUGCAAAGCCCUCGCCUGUCAAACCAAGCUCGUCUGUGGUGUUUCAUCCGUCCUUUGACCAACGAACGACGAAUCUUACCUCGCUUCAUGAUGGUACGAAUGGUGCAAACACAACGUCCAGCGGAACUUCGGAAACUCUUACACUCGCUGCCGCAACACCGAGCCCGGCAAAGUUGCCCUCGCCGUCACCCCCUCGUUCAAAACGGCCGCUCGAGACUGGCUCUACUUCUCCAGAUUCAGACAGCGACGCUGGUCAGGAUGAGGCAACGCGCGUCACGCAACUUUCCAUUCCUGCUGUGAGCCGACCGGCCAAGCGUGCCCGAGCCAUCGUCUCCGAUGACGAGGACUACCCUGUGUAUCGGCCAGCGAAUCAGAUAUUGGACAAGACCUGCUCGGCUUGCCAAGUUUGCGUACCUCUGGCAGAGUAUGAUGCACACGAGGCUGCCUGCACCCGAGCCAUUGAGGCAUCCCGGAGCACACAUCGCUCGCCAGCCGACUCUGCCGAGUGUCCGUUCUGCAAUCGCAGAAUUGCACUCGCUCGUCUCGACAAGCACACGGAAAAGUGUCAGGCUGUUCCAUUCCAGGACGACGACGACACUGAAGCUCCUGCUCAGUCCUCCGUCAGUCCACCAUUGGUCAUGUCGCCAGAAGUGAGCGAGAUUGCCUGUCCGAUUUGCAGCCAUUCGUUUCCUGCAAAUCUCAUCGAGGCUCAUGCGAGUGCCUGUGUCGGAGACGCGGAUGUUGAUGCAUCUCUCAUUGCUGAUUCGUAUUCAUCGGCACCAGCUCCGAGACUCGACGCUGAAGAUGCCAGCAGCUCCGCCGCGAGGCAUUCUCGUUCCCGAGAAAGCCACGCUUCAGAGGCAUCUUCUGGAUUCCAACACCACCCCUUGUCCAAACGCGCUGCACCUUUACAUUCCUCAGCCAAGCCAGUUGUUAUGGAAAUUUUGUCCGAUAACGAUGACAACGAGAGCGACAACCAACGAAAGUUCUCAUCUGCGCGCGGCGGCAUGAGGGACUCGACCGAUUCCGCUCACACGUCAAAACAACCAAGAAGUGCCUCGAACACGUUUGCGCGUGAUGAUUUUGGCAAGCGAUCGUCCAGCCGCGGCAGCAACCGUUUUGCGAAUGACAUUCACGCAGACGAGGAAGACCAGCCCGGCAGCGCAGCAGACAUGUUUGCGGGUGACAGCAUGAUGGCGGGUGCUGCGGAUGAUGUCGACGACCUUGAGGAAUUCGACGAUGACGACGAGGAGGAGGAUGAGGAUGAGGAUGAGGACGACGAUGUUGAUCUGAAUGAUGACGACUCGGACGAAGGUGGUCGCAGCAGUCCUUUGGCCAACUUCCAGCCACUCGGCUCGGCCUCAUCCGGAUUUGAUUAUCGCGCACAAUUCCUUCCCAAAGCCGCUCGUGGCACGAAAACCAAACGCUCUCGUGCAUCCAUCGACAGCGCUGCAGGAUCAUCUGAAUCGUCCAGCGCAUCCAGGCGUUCGUUCUCAGGGCGCAGGGGCAGACGUGGACGCGGGUCUCGUCGUGCCAAAGGAUCUGGUGGGAACCAGACACGCAAGUCGAGCGCUGGCAAGUCGAGCGCUGGCAAGUCCAGCUCUGGCAAGUCCAGCUCUGGCAAGUCGCAGUCGACCACUGCUAGAUCAAUUUCCGUCAUUACUGCGGCCCCUAUGCCUCAUUCCACCAUGCACCCUUUUGCAUCAACCAUUCCUAGCGUGUCGAAUCCACCCAAGAAGCGCACAGCGCCCAAAGAUUUCAUAACGACCGGCACCAACUAUUACGCAGGCGAUGCAAUGCCAAUGUCGGAUUUCUCUGAAUCGGGAAGUCGUUUCAUGCAACAGCAGCCGCCGCUGUACAUCCAGCUGUACCAGGCUGCGGUGGCCGGGUCACCAGAAUCCUAUCAUGCAUCGGCACCGUCCAGCCGCGUCGCCACGUCGAGCGCUCUCGUCUCAAGCGAUGCUGUUCACUGCAUCUUGUCACGCUCAGGACUGCCGCGGACUGUGCUCGCCGAUGUCUGGAACGUCGUGGACGAAGCCCAAAAUGGAUGCCUGGCACGCGAUGGAUUGUUCGCAGCACUCGCUCUCGUUGCAUUGGUCCAGCGAGGCUAUCCUGUUAGCGAAGCAGAGCUCGCCAAACUAAGAGAGCUCCCGAUUCCGCAGCUCCGAGAUGUCAACGACUUGUUCCUCGAGUUGCAGUCUCUGCGACGCCAGGCAGAAUGGAACACCAGCGGCAUCACGAGCUUUUCCAUCUUGCCAGAAUGGAUUGCCGAGACUGCUCUUGACGAAGUGUUUCCAUUCGAUUCUUCGCCGUCUGCAAGCGGGCCGGGUGCGGCUGGGUCCAACCCCAGCGACGCCGUUUCGGAUGCCGGUCAAGGGGGCAGCACUCCAAAACGCCCUCCACGCAGCAAGUCGACGAGCGGCGGAAUGGCGGCUUCAUCUUCACCGACUGCCUCGAAAGAAUCGCUUCCCUCCGCGGCAGCAACCUCCAUUCCAUCUCCUACAACAAGCAUAUCGACGACGCCCGGAGAUCAAACGCAGCGCAUUCAUCGGGCGCGCGAGGUGGCCCGUCGAUACAACAGCAGCUUUAGCCACAUUCUGCAGUGGGAAUCGAUCGAGCUCGCAUUAGUUCGCGAGAAAUCCGGUCUGAUCUUCAAACAUAACACGUACACGGUCAUUUCCAAGUCCCGUGGCCUGAAAGUCAUUCGGCGAUACACUGAUUUCGAGGCUCUCGACGAUUACUUGGUUCGGAGGUAUCCUUUCCGCAUACUGCCGCAGCUCCCGAAGAAGGGCAAGAUAGGAGAGCACGACGAUCGAUUUUUGGAAUCCCGUCAAAUUUCCCUCAGACGGCUGCUGAACUUUGUGGGCCGGCAUCCCGUGCUAAAAGAUGACGAUGCUUUGCAGUUUUUCCUUUCCGACACCUCUCCUGAUUUUUUGGCAAAGUUCAAGCUCUUUUUCAAGGAUGUCAAAGAAGAACCGGCAAUUAUUCUUCCAGAGGGACCCAGUCUGACGCCCGAGCAGAUUGUUGAUCUUGGAGAGAAGACACGAAGACUGUAUGAUGGGUUUGAGUUGCUUGUGCAAGUCUGCGACAGAAUGAUUUUGCGGUCGCGAGAAUUGGAGGCAGAUAUGCACCGACUUGCAGCCGAGUUCGGUGAAUCACCUCUCACCCAUACUUGGGAUCCUGCAUGUGCGCAUUGCGAGCUGCUUGCGAAAUCAUUCGUGCAGCUUGGCCAAUCCUUCGGACGCGUCGCCCAAACAGCUGCUUCUAAAGCCGACAUCGAAGAGGAAUCCGUGUCUGAUCACCUGAACUACAUGCUCGACGUCAUUUCCAGCUUUAAGGAUCUGUAUCAUCGAGUUACAGACAGGGCCGGGAAAGGCAGUCAAGAUCAACAUCUUGUGCGCGCGUCUUCCUUUUUGAAGAACAGUAUGCGCACGCUCAAGGGUGCCGUCUCCAAGAAGGACGAUGGGCUGGAGACUCUCGCUCCCACUGCUUCGAAUCCACACACGUCCUUGGCCGCAAGUGGUGACAUUGAUGCCGGAGUUAGCAUUUUCGGAAAAGACCCUCGAUCAGUGUUUGCGCGGCAGUGUGUCGCGCUGGAGGCACGGCUAUUGCAUAUCUAUCUCGCACAUGUGCCUCAAGCAAUUCAGUUACUAGCAUCGUCCCAGGUGGUUGGAAAUCAAGAGCUGAGCGCGUCUUGGACCACCAUUCGCACAAUCGCUGACGGUCUUCUUGAUUCAUAA
This is a messenger RNA of Capsaspora owczarzaki ATCC 30864, 5117 nucleotides long. RefSeq lists its product as hypothetical. The record is from RefSeq and is a predicted model, not a curated record. Lineage: Eukaryota; Filasterea; Ministeriida; Capsasporidae. Bases 81 to 5117 code for a protein of 1678 amino acids. Gene Ontology annotation, biological process: retrograde transport, endosome to Golgi. The transcript has 15 exons. Gene Ontology annotation, molecular function: phosphatidylinositol binding; protein binding.